AGCCCUCUUUUAAGUUUAUUCUUCUUCUCCGUUUGCUCUCUCUCUCUCUCUCUCUGAUGCUCUCUCGCAGGGGAUGAAAGCUACAAUCAGAUCUCGAAUUGUUGGUACAGGAAUUCCUUUUCGACUUCCUCCAUUUCUGAUUUCAUUCUGUUGACCCCUUGGCUUGUGUUUUAGGGUUUCAGAAGUAAUUUUCGAGGUCUGAGCUUCUCUAGAGUAGCCUUUAUUGUUAACUGUUUCUGGAUUUAGAAAUGGCGAGAGCAGGAGGAAUCACAAAUGCUGUUAACGUUGGAAUUGCAGUACAAGCAGAUUGGGAGAAUCGGGAGUUCAUCUCUCACAUAUCCCUCAAUGUUCGUCGUCUCUUUGAAUUCCUCAUUCAAUUUGGGAAGAUCAUCCUGGAUAAGUUUAGCUCAUUAGAGUGGUUCCUGCAUCUAUCUGGAGUUUGGAGAUUCAGCCUCUGUGCAGAAGCUACCACUAAGAGCAAAUUGGCAUCUUUAAAUGAGAAACUUGAUACAUUGGAGCGUCGUCUUGAGCUGCUUGAAGUCCAAGUUGGUACUGCAUCAGCCAAUCCUUCUCUUUUCACCUGAUCUCUUUCCAGAUGAUGUUAGUAUAUCAACCUUUGAAAACCCUUGUGCUUGGCAUGGUGAACUACCAUACUGUUUCUGGUACCCAGUUUAAAGUUAAUCAGUCCUCUUUAUGUUUCACAUUAUCUCAUUUUGUUUUGGGAUGUAUUGUAGCUGAUUAGAUCUUGUACUAGACUUGAAACAAGUGAUAUUUGAUAUUGUGCAUCUUCAAAACCA
Macadamia integrifolia is the source of this 797-nucleotide messenger RNA. Its product is annotated as protein BRICK 1. Gene Ontology annotation, biological process: actin filament organization; regulation of actin polymerization or depolymerization; cell motility. The transcript has 4 exons. Gene Ontology annotation, molecular function: protein-containing complex binding. NCBI's taxonomy places the organism in Eukaryota, Viridiplantae, Streptophyta, Magnoliopsida, Proteales, Proteaceae. Bases 249 to 584 code for a protein of 111 amino acids. Gene Ontology annotation, cellular component: SCAR complex. The record is from RefSeq and is a predicted model, not a curated record.